This is a messenger RNA of Fibroporia radiculosa, 2181 nucleotides long. RefSeq lists its product as uncharacterized. The transcript has 5 exons. Bases 1 to 2181 code for a protein of 726 amino acids. The record is from RefSeq and is a predicted model, not a curated record. Gene Ontology annotation, biological process: DNA replication; DNA replication initiation. Gene Ontology annotation, molecular function: DNA replication origin binding. Lineage: Eukaryota; Fungi; Basidiomycota; Agaricomycetes; Polyporales; Fibroporiaceae. Gene Ontology annotation, cellular component: nuclear origin of replication recognition complex; nucleus.
AUGCCUCCGAAACGAAAAGCGUCAGCUAUGGCUGAACCUGCCACGCGAUCCAGCAAGAUUGUGCGCAAUACACAAGACCUAGUAGCCACUCGACGAUCGACUCGGAAACGCGUCGGUACGUCAUUAGAGUCUGGUUCUGAGUCCGAGCAAGGAGCAGAUACACAAGUGGCGGAGGCUGAGACACAUCCACGAACUCGAAAUACGCGGGUAAGACACAAUGCACCAGAAACGCCGCGUCCGGGGGAGCCGAGUACUUCGCGGAUUCAGCUCCCUAGUCCUAUCACAACUAACCGGAGAGGCAAUCGCGCCCAUUUUGACGAGCCAGAUGAAUUGCUUCUCAAGCCGUCCAAGAAACGAGUUGCUCCGCCUAUCACACCCCCUCGAGGGACUGCAUUGCGAAUAGCCACGCCCCGUACAUUCUUGCAAUGCGUUGAGAUUGUCACUCCUUCAAAGGGUCUCCUCGCCGGGUCUCCUACGCCUCGUCCUGGAAGACAUCGACUCGGGAUACACGAAUUGCUCAAUACGCCCAUUCAGCCACCAAGUCCAUCUCCUAUCAAACGACCAGUAUCGCCUGUAAAACGCCGGCUUGCUCAAACCGCGCCUGCCUCCCCAAGUCCGAGUAAAAUUCCUGUAUCCAUCCCUCUACCGUUUAUCUCAGAACCUGCGUCUCCUCCGGUCUCGCCCAAGAAAACUGCGCGAUCCGCGACUACCCCGACGCAUUCUCCGUCUAAACGAAGACUUGCUGCCGAUUCACUUGUUUCUCCGAGUCGGCCUAUACGAGAGCUCCCUCCUCAUCUCCAUCCUUCUCUUCGCGCGCAACAAUGCGCUAUUUUAAGGUCGCUUCGUGAUAUCCCUGAUAUCGAGACACCGGUGACCGUAGAUGAAGAUGGUCCUCCAACCAACAACAUUGCCUUGGAGCAAUUGUCCAAUCUCCUCAAUGGUACAGUAGUCCGAGGGGAAGGAAAUAGCUGUCUACUAAUCGGCCCUCGUGGAAGCGGUAAAAGCAGAUUAAUAGAACAAGCUAUAAUUUCUGUUCCCGAGAACCCAAUCGUCAUUCGUUUGUCGGGACAUGCGCAGCAGAACGACCGGCAAGCAAUACGUGAGAUUGCACGGCAGCUCACACAGCAGACCGGUAGCUCGUUCUUACCUGCAGAAGAAGAGGCUGAAGUCCACGGCGCGUUUACGGACCCGGAGAAUCCCUUUCUUGAUUCGCCAGAUGCCACUGCGAAUGCCAUUGCAUUGCCAGCACCUGCGCACUUGCUGGCACUCAUCUCCAUGGUGCCAACUCUGCCGCGUGCGACGAUUGUCGUUAUAGACGCGUUCGACCAAUUCGCUACACAUGCACGCCAGUCGCUCCUAUACUGUCUUCUUGACACCGCGCAAAGCUGUAGAGUGGGAAAGGGGCACAAGGGACUUGCGGUGGUCGGGGUGACGACUCGCGUGGAUACCAUCAAUCUGCUGGAGAAGCGGGUCAAGAGCCGGUUCUCAGGCCGGAUGCUGAGAACAGCUUGUCCGGCACGACUGUCAUAUUGGACAGAACUCGCUCGUGCUAUACUGACUACACCGCUAGAUGUUGACGACGAUGACGAAUGGGGCCCGCUGUGGGUCUCCGCAGUCGACGACUUUCUGAGGCAAAAUGCAGUUGUUGAAGUUCUGCAAGAGACAUUCGCUUUAACGCGAGACGUUCAGACGCUCCGCCGAAUUUUGACACCCAUGGUGUUGGAAUUGUCCCCGACGUCCCCUUUUCUCUCUGCAACCAAAUUCGCGGAGUCUGUGCCUACACAGCGGUGUCCAUCCCGAUUUCCCUUUCUUAAUUCCCUGUCUUAUCCCGCGAUAUGCCUGCUCAUUGCUGCCAUGCACGCGCAAAGGUCAGGUCACGAUAGCUUCACGUUUGAAAUGCUCCACGAGGCGUUUCGUGAUCAAGUGCGCACGUCACAGUCAGCGCCCGUCCAGGUUGAAGGAGGCAGCAUCGGUAUGGUCCGUUGCAGCCGAGAGGUUCUCUUCGGCGCUUUCGACCGCUUGGUGGCCAUGCGAGUGCUCUUGACGACCGUCCCGCCGUCGAACAGUAUUGCAAAGGAAUUCGUCAUGUAUCGAUGUGCCAUUGAUAGGGCUGAUGUGAAAAGAGCGGUCGAGGUUAUGGGCCAGACAAGCUUGAAGAAAUGGUUGAAAAAGAUGCAGUAG